CUGGAGUCAGGCGACGGGACGGACUACUCGGUGAUGGCUGUCGUGAAUGGGGAGAGGAGUGAGCGGUCGUACUGUCCGUCGCAGUCGUCGCGACACCUCCACAACCAUAAGGAGCGGCUCCGGAGAUCACGCAUGAAGUGCUCGUGCGAUGCGUUGAGGGCUUUGGUGCCCGGAGUGACCGAUAAGACAGAUAAGGCCACAGUCCUCGAGCACACCGUUGCCUUCCUCUUACACCUCUCCAAAUGCGAUGGAGUCAAGUGUACGGACUAUAUGCCGACAAUCCCUCCGCCGAUGUCCGCAAAGCUCUUGGAUUUAUACCCGACUCUAAUGACCGGCGAAUACCAAUACUACGAGUCGGCGCCGAACCUGCCCUUCGACUCCUCGCAAGUGCUGGAAGUGACUGAACAUAACGGCGCCAAAUAUGUCAUCACUACUGAUGGCUUUCAGUAUAUGAUUAUUGAGUCGACAGACACCGCGGGAACCGCUUCUCCAGGCGAUGACACUCUACAGCCGAUGGACACGAAUGAAGGCAUUGAGAGCACCGGUACGGCGACCGCCACUGACGAGGCUAUGAGUGUGGAGCUGAUGGCAGAGGCGAUGGACGACAGCAAGAAGUGUGUGCAACAAGUGGUGGAUCUGUUGUGUGAUAACAAGGAGAACAUCGAUCCGAAGGCUGUGGUGAAGCAGUGGAGGAAACCCGGGAGGAAACCAAAGGCCACCAAAACGACAGACAGUGCUCUUCAGGACAACUGCGGCGACAAUGCGGUCAACAAAUGCAAGGCUAGGCCUAAGGGUCCUAAGGGUCGGCCCCGAAAAGUCAAACCCAUAGACCUCUGA
Oppiella nova is the source of this 837-nucleotide messenger RNA. Lineage: Eukaryota; Metazoa; Arthropoda; Arachnida; Sarcoptiformes; Oppiidae. The record is from the annotation of a GenBank genome assembly.